AUGUACGCGUGUGAAGAUCUGCCUGAUCAAAUGUGGAUACAACCGCACCAGUACUGCCAUGGAAAUUAUUGUUCUUUCCGGAGUAAGAAGUCAGAACAGUGCCUAAAUGUUGGUGGAUAUGAAGCAAAAAAAGGAAGCAAUGUGGCGACCUACAAGUGUGAGGGGGCUCCUGAUCAACGCUUCAGAUGGGUGAAUGGAAAGUGGGUCACACCUAGGGCAACAUGGUCCGUGGUUGGCUGCAAUCAAAACGGUGAAAUUACUCACGCGAUAAGCAACACGAUCAGUUACAAGACAAAAAUCACUGCGAGUAUAUCAAUCUCAGUUAGUUCUACAAUCCAAUCUGGUGUCACAUUUGGCGGCGCAUCAACCAGCGCAUCAGUCGCUACUACCGUGUCAGCGUCGCUCGCAAAAGAGUGGGAAAACAGCCAAUCAGGAACCAGAGAUAUAACUUUCACUUGCAAGAACUAUGACACCGGAAAGCCAUUCAAACGGGGAUGCAUGUGGCAACUCCGACUCACUACCAGGGAAAAAACAAAUAACGACCUUUUGACGUGGUCGCCUCAGAUCGUGAAAUGUACAAGCAAUACUCGAGAACCAAAAUGCCCUCCAUUUACGAGAUGCAAAGACGACGCAUGCACAAUGUGUGAAAACCUGCCAGGUGUCCGUAAGAAAAAAAGCGUCGACGAAUCCUUGACAUGGAAAAAAGUGCUGAAGAUGGACUAG
This is a messenger RNA of Paramuricea clavata, 723 nucleotides long. The record is from the annotation of a GenBank genome assembly. Lineage: Eukaryota; Metazoa; Cnidaria; Anthozoa; Malacalcyonacea; Plexauridae.